Molecule: messenger RNA, 8097 nt
Organism: Daphnia carinata
Lineage: Eukaryota; Metazoa; Arthropoda; Branchiopoda; Diplostraca; Daphniidae
Product: protein PRRC2C-like
Exons: 8
Coding region: 655-7770 (2371 amino acids)
Biological process (GO): cell differentiation
Source: RefSeq, a predicted model, not a curated record
CGCCAUAUUUGCGCGUCGAUUUUCCCAUCCUCCGCCUUCCACAGACAAGCCCCCUAUAGCCGAAGUACUUUUUUACAACUGUGGCUAGUGGGAAAAGGGAAAAAGAUUUUAUUCGUGCGCGCCCUAGUAGGAAAAUUUUCGUGCAUUAAGGACAUAUUUUCAUCCGCCUACAUCCAUUAGGCCGAUACAUUACCGUGUGUUGUGUUAUUUUAUUCUGGAUAAACCCAAGUGGACGAACCUAGGGUUCGCCGACGUUCGUGAUUCGAAGGCUCCAGUAUAUCCUUUAUUGUGUAAUAUUUCGAGCUAGUGACAAACGUUUGAGUGAACAAAUCAGUUGUGCUUUGUUGGCACAUACAAGUUCUUUUUUACAAACUAAUUAAAGCAAAGAGGAAUUAAUAGCAUUUCAUCUGAAACUUUUCAUUUGGUGGCAAGUUCAGUAAUUCUCUUUUGUUGAGUAUUUUUCAUUUGUGUGGAGUAAACCCUCUUGGUUGGGUGUUGGGAACAUCAAGACAUUGCGACUGUCAAACCAAAAGGAGAAGAAUACCCGAGGAGUACUAAUACUUUUGUUUCUUUUACAUUGAACUCAGCCCAGGGCAAAGGUUCGUUCUGUGGGUGUGAAUCUGAGUGCCUCAUGUUGGGGAUUGUGCGUCCAGCAUGUCCACAUCGACCACUUCUGUCAGUGCUACCAAGGGGGAGAAAGGCAAAGCAAAAUAUGCAGCGCUAAACAUUAACAACUUGUACAAGGGUAACUCUAUCGAGCCACAGGCUAAAACUGUAGCCCCCAAACAUGGCAUGCAAAGUCUGGGCAAAGUGCCCAGUGCUCGACGGGCCCCGCAACCUGUCAACUUGCCUAGUCUGAAAUCCGAGAGUGGCGUAACCGCUCCCGAAUCCUCCAACUCUAAUUCCUCGUCUUCAUCCACCAGCGGCGGAGGUGGAAGUAGUGGUGCAGCACCCCCUACUUCUUCAGCUCCACAGACUACUCCCAAUCCAGCGGGAUGGACUGGAAGUGCUCAAGAAGCGGCGGCACCACCGGCUGCAGCCGGAAGCAAACAGCCACCCCAAUCGCAAUCGCCAGCUCCAGCAGGAGUCGUUGCACCAGCGACGGGGCCUCUUCCAGCAGCUGCUGCAACACCAGGUCAACAGGCGUCGAUUUCUGCACAGCCCAGACAACCCCCAGUUUCCACAUUUCUAGAGAGGAAAUUUCAACAAGACUUUCCUUCCCUGACGGCGGACGCGCAAGCUUCUGGCCCACCAGUGAAAAGACCGGUCGCACCGCAGCCACCGACAGCGGUUGCCGGGCCUGUUCCUGUCUCGCCAUCGGAAAUUCCGCGUCAGGAGUCGCCCCAGCCACUGCAGUACGGUCCAGGUCCGAGUCUACGACCACAAACCGAAGGCAGUUGGGUACAGGGCGGGAGGCCGUCAAAUAUUCCACCUUCUCAAGGGGGCCCAGGUGUCGUCGAUGGCUCGGCUGGGCAGGCUGCAAAUGUUUUGCCUCCGGGCCAGGUCGGCCCGCGCGGCAUUCCUGUACACCCAGGCCAAAUUGCUGGCCAACCUCAUGCGCUGCGAUCCGUCAUGCCUCCUUUCAUGUUCCGCGGUGGACAGAUUCCUCCGGGAAACUAUCCAGCAGGCCCAUACCCGGGUCCAGGUCAUUACGGGCCUCGAGGCCCGGGCGGUCCGCCCGGUAGAUAUCCUGCACCCCCCUCUCAAGAAGCACGUUACCGACAAGGAGUGCGGAUGGCAAAUCCGGCUGCUAACCAGAAUGAUCCAGAUCUGUAUCCUCGCCCAAUCAUCAAAGAAGAAGAUCUUCGACGAAUGGAUGAGAUUUCGGGCGACGACGGCUGGGCGGCUUUGCAGGAUGAACCCGAUUACGAUAAGAAACUCGACGACGAUGAACCGAACGAACAAGUGCGUAACGGCCAACAAAGUGGUGCAUCGGUGGCUAAUGCUGCUGCAGCAGCAGCGACGGCCGUCGAAGAAGAAUCAAAGGCGGAUCGCGAUGGAAAAUGGGCCGACAAUAUUCAAGCUCAAGGUCGGGCUAUUUCGACACAACCUGUUCCCAGUGUUCACACCAGGGAUCGUGCGACGGCCGUGCAGGCUAGUGGAACUCAGCCCAUUCGCCAUCCUCAUCAACAGAAUAAUAGCCGGCCAAUCUCAAUAGAUGAAGACGACUUCUGGAGAGAACAACAAAGACAACAGAAGAACGUAGAAAUUAAAGCUGCCCAGCGCGCAAAAGAAAUGAGGGAAGAGGAAGAACGCCGAUUCGAACAAACCAAACAAGGAGAUCGUAACAGGGAAUCUACCACUGACGUCGAACCGAGAACCGGAUUGAAUCAGAGAGAUCGUGAUCGUGACCGGGAACGCGAUCGAGAACGUGACAGGGAACGUGACCGUGAGCGCGAUCGAGAACGCGAUCGGGAACGUGAUCGGGACCGUGACCGGCAUCUGGAUGAUCGUGGCCCAGACAGGGAUAAAUACGAGCGAUCUGGAUUGGGUAGAUCAGGAAAUGAUCGGUCAGACUACUCGUAUAAUAGCCGUAAUGCUCCGCCACAACCUCAACUUCCGCCAAGAUUUUUGAGGCAAAGACAACAGCAAGCUGCUAGUGGCGGCGCUGGAGUCGGAAGAAUGGAUGAGAACGAUCAACGAGGCCCGCCUCCAAAAGAGAUACGGUUGCGAGAUAGAGAUGAUCGGGAACGUCCGCAACCUCCAAGUAUGGAUCGCAGCAAUAGUUAUGAUUCUCGCGGAGGCGGUAGCAGUGGGCGUGAUUGGCAUCAAGAUCGAGACAGAGAAAGAGACAGAGAUCAUGAACGUGACCGUGAACCACCGUAUAAAAGAUCUGGAGAAAAUUGGCAGCGAGCAGAUCCGGAGAAAAGACUCAGCGAUGGUCGAAGUCAUCGCCCAGAGUUACCUGUUCGGGAUCGUGAAUGGACCGAAAAAGAAAAUAUUGUCAUCAAACGCAAAGAUGCCAAAACAUCCGAGUCUGAUGCCGUGGAACAGGAUAGACCCAACAGCCGUAAUAGUCGGUCUAGUCUCAAAGAUGAAGGGGGCAAAGAAAAGGGUAUUCUUCCUACCCUCAUGACAGAAAUUGUGUCGUGGGCAGAUGAACCCGGGGAAGAUGAACUCCCUCUUCCCUCUAGUACCCAUACUGAUCGUGGAUUCAGUGAAGAACGACGCAUUCAAAGUGGUGGCAAAGCCCAUGGCGCGCACCAUCAUGCACCUGCUCCCAUUCCAAGAGAAAGACUCGAAGCUGAUGUUCGUUCGGAAAACAAACAAAGCAAUUUCGUUUCACUUCGCCGGUUACCUGGACGAGAAGGCCAGUCACUUCCAGCACAGCAACCAGCCACUACUCACGGUGAUGUACGAAGCAGUUCAGUCCCUCAUUCUACCAAUACCAACGCCCAUGAUGAGGCGGAUAAAAAGCAACAGCAGCAGAGACCGCCCGCUGACGGUGUUCAAAAUGUCUGGGCGACUCGCUCGAAAAGCCGAGAACAAGCUCCGGAACCGGCAAAAAUCGUCGAAGAGAGGUCGGCCAGUACAGAGACGGGUGAUGAUUCGGAUCGUAAGGGCCCUGCUAAAGAAAUGCGCAUUAGACCAGUUAGUUCGGUGACACAAAAAACCGGCAAUAGUAGCAGUAGCAAUGCGCAAUCUGUUACCAAUAACGCAUCCAAUGCUGCGCCUUCAGGUAGAAGAACUGGGCCCGGUCAUCGCCGUCGAGAAUCGAACUCACGAUAUUCAGACAGUUACGAUGAAUACUAUGAAGAAGAAGGUGCCCAUUAUCGAACGAAUGAACAGCAUGUCGAAAAGAAACACAUGGAAGCUCCUAGGAAGAGCAAAUCUCCUGAUGAAGAGGAAGCCCAGAAGAAGGAUCAUGCUAGGGGUGGAGGAGCAGGAAAUAAUCGAGGUCCGCUUCCAGCAGCAGGUGCGGCGCCUUUCCGCAACAGGAGAGGUAAUGGUCGUGGUGGAUUUGACGAUGAGGAGCAGCCGCAUACUCGCAACAAAGAUAGCCAGCAGCAGCAACAACAACGUCCUCCCCGUUUCCAGCAGCAAGACGAUUCCGUUAGUGGGUCGAAUGCGAGAAUCGACCACAAGAUUAAAGAAGAGCCAUGGGAGAGUGGUCAUUCAGAGCAUAGCGACUCGGCACACAAUCGAUCAAACAGACAGCGUGGCGUAGGGGCAGGAGGUGGACGCGGUAGUGGAGGCAGUAGUGCUGCCCCUGUCGGUGGCAAUGAUAGGCGUCCUCGUGGGAAACCUGAUCAUAAUGAUUAUUAUAAAGAAUCGGAAACAGCCGGUGGAACAUCGUCCAACUUGGCGUCAAUCAAGGAUUUAUCAUCUACUGCCGAUGAUAAGGACCACGACAGGAAAGCUAAAGACCGUCCACAGCAACUGAACCAGGAUGAUGGCUUAAAGCGCCCGGCGGAACCACGUGGCGAUAGAAGAAAUGAGCCUAAAGAUAUGCGAGACAACAGAGAUAACCGUGAUCGUGGUGAACGAAACAGAAAUGAUCGCGAUCGAGGCGACCGAAUCGAACAACGGGAUAAUCGUGAUCGAGCUGGAGGAAGGAAUGAUGAAAGAGGAAAUCGUGGAGGACAGGCUUCCAAAGCUUCGGAGAACCAACGCUACGAGCAGAGGGUUAAGACAAACCUUCCUCCUCGUCUGGCAAAACUGGAUAAUCGCCAUAAAACCCAGAAAUCUGAUAAUGCUGAACCGCAUGAAGGAAUGCCUCAAGUGAAGGAGAGCACUCCACCGGUCCAGCAGCAACAACAGCAAAUGGGUGGGACAGCAUGGGAAAAGGCUGGAGGUGCGCCUUCGCCUGGACUGACAAAUGCUAUGGCUUCAAUGGCAUUGACCGACUCGAGCGUAGACAAAGCGACCGAAGAGAGCGCAGUUAUCCUAGAUGGGACUACACCACCGGCUCAGACCAUCAUAUUCGAAAACACAAAUUUUAAGAGUUCGUCGGCGGAAUUGGCAAAAGGAAGAGGCACACCCCCUACCCAACAAGGAGGGCUCAAAGGACCCUCUUCUAUGCAGCAGCAUAAGAUUUCAGAUGCUAAGGCAUCAGCCCCCGCAACUGCUGCUGUCAGUGCUGCUUCCAAAGGUGAUACUGGACAAAUGGCAGCGAUGGCUGCCGGUGUAGGUGGCAAUAGUGGGUAUCAAGGAGCUGGCAAUCUUCAGCUAGCUGUUGGUUGCAAUAAAUCUGCAAUCGGUGUCGGAACCAAUUCUGCCGUUCCUAGAAUCCAACAUAUAGCCGCAUCCAGCGUCCAGUCGCCCAUCUCCCCUUCUACGGCCGAACUCAAUAUGAAAAUCGCAUCCGUUAAAAAGGUUUGGGAUAUGCCAACUGUUAUGGAACAUCACGGAGAAGAUCCAAACCAGGGAGUCAAUCCAAAUGUAGUGCCUGGAGCUUAUCCAGUCGGUUACGAGACAGAUCCAUCUGUCGACAUGACGCAAGAUGUCUAUGGCGCACAGCAGCAGGCCAAGAUGGACAGUUCAGGUGUGAACAACGUCUGCAAGGUCAAGCCACAGCAGCAACAGCAACAAGCAGCGAUGGCUUUGGCUGCUCAACAAGCCAUGUCGUCUUCACCUACCUUCAGCGGGGCGCCAUCGUGUAACACUCCGUCUGUGGCUGCCGCCGCAGCAGCGGCCGUCGCAGCCGCUGCCGCCGCUGCCGGACCCGGUGGAUUAGGCUCAGUUGGGCCGUUGGGCUAUCACCAGUUCAGUGGCAUGCCUGCCGUUCCAUCUCCUCCAGCUGCAAUGGUGUACGGUUCAGCGCCAGGCCAGCAGCUACAGGGUGCUCCUCAGGCUGGCAUCUAUGGGCCGUUUUUGGAUUCGAAUUCUCAGUUUUCGCUGUUGCAAGUGCUCAACGGUCCAGGCAAUCCAGGGCGAUCACAAUUUUCCCAUUUCAUGUCUCCAGCUGCUCACGGUAUGGGUGUCGGGCACGCUGGUCUCUCUAAUCUGGGCAGUUUAAGCAACGCUGCCGGCGCGGGUCCAUUCGCUGCCCAACAGAACCUUUUGUUUCAGCAACCGCCUCCACCAAGCCCAGCUGCACCUCCUAACGCUGCAUCUGGUGGUGCUUCAGGAGGCCACGUGCCACCCUCGGUGGCUGCGAUGAAUGAUUUGUACCAGUCAUCGCAAUACCGGCUACAGGGUCAUGGGCCUUUCGCUGGCCAGUCACAACACAAUAGUCCUGGACCGAUGUUGAUAUCCAACAACACCUCGCUCGGUCUCAAGUCUUCUUCGUAUGGUUCUAUCGGCCAAUCCAUUCACGGCUCAAUCGGCACCAAAUCAGCCUAUCAACAGCAACCAUCCAGCCACCAACCUUCGCCGAUGUAUUAUCCUUAUGACCCAAGUCAACCAUUGAUGAAUAUGGGACAAGUGAGUCAAAUGGGUGGCCAAAGUUACUUGUCGCAAUCGCAGCUUCUAUCGCAACCGCGAACGGCUCCGCCUCCACAGGUUCAAGCCAUUCAACCACCGCCAUCGUCGUUCUAUUCGAGUGGUGCUGGCCAAAACAACCAGAACGCUGGAUACUAUAGUCAACAACCUGGUGGCCCUAGUCUUCAACAAAUGGGACAAGGCCCCCCAGCCGCUCCUGGCCCUUUUUCGCUGCCGGGAUUUGCAUCCCAAGCCGGUCUGCAAGCAUACGCGCAUAGGGCUAAUCAACAACAGCAACAGCAGCAACAACAACAGCAGCAGCAACAGCAGCAACAACAACAACAGCAGCAGCAGCAACAGCAGCAGCAGCAGAUGCCAACGCAGCAACAGCAGCAGCAGUAUAAUCUUAACAUGGCUGGGCGUUAUCCGCCGCGGAACGGUCCUGGUCCCAUGUGUACGAGCCAAAUACCUCCAUCUGGACCGUUGGGUGGCCUACAAUUUGCAAAACCUACUCAUUCUCCAUCAGGGCCCAGCCCUUCUCCUGCUGGAGCGGCACCGUCUCCUGCCCAAUACAUGUCUGGACAACUAGACAACAUUGGAAGUAGUCAGAGUGGAGGGGAGAAAAUUGACAUUGUUCAGCAACAAAGUGGUUCUGGAACGUCUCCCAAAUCGAGAAAUAAAGUUCAACAACAGGCCGCUAAUCAACAGCAGCAGCAGCAACAACAGCAACAACAACAGCAACAUCAACAGCAGCAGCAACAACAACAACAGCAGCAGCAAAUGCAUCCGAUGAACAAGUUUGCUGGCAGCUCGCAUUCGAGUGGUGCCUACCCUGGACCGCCCUCGAUUCGACAACCUUUUGUUUCCGUCCGAAGCGCUCCUCCACCGCCUCAACAAACAUCAGGCAGUAACUCAAGCAACAUGAUGAGUUCUGGCGGAAGCACCAGCAACAAUGCGCCAAGGUAUCCAACACCGAUUCAACGACCGACUGCCCCUACUGGAAAUAUGCAACAACAUCCGCCGCCAUCGUUGCAUUCGAGUGGUCCUCCCGGAGCUCCCGGAGGUGGCUUAGGAGCCCGACCUAGAGCACCCAAUCCGCAUCCGGCUCGAAUUCCCGGCUCGGGUUCGGCACCUGGUCACCCCUCUCAAAUGAAAAGCAACGCAUCUAAUAGCUAUGCGAUGACGACGAAUCAGCAUGACAAAACGACGUCCACCAGUAGCAAUGCUACCACACCGACAUCUGCGACCACGUCUGGCAGCACGGCAACAUCUUCGUCCGACGACAAGCCUCAGCGCAAGGGAGGUAAUAACGGGCCGGAUGCUCCUGCGAAGACAGCUUCUAGUGAUGCAAGCAACAAGGAUAGCAGUGUUAAAGCUGACGGUCCCGCCGCUUCCGUCACUAAGUGAAUUUCAGGAGAUAAAAUUUAACAAACAAAAAAAGAAAAAAACUCAAAAAAAAAAGUGCUGUGCAAGUUUUCUUUGAUGGACUCGAUUUCCUAGGUGGAAGAUUUCACAGACUUUCUUUUUGCAAAGCUGACGCACGGGGAAAAAAAAAAAAUUAAAAGCGUAAGAGGAUAACUUGUCUUUUCUGUUGGACAAACGUCUUGUGCUUAGCCCUGCUGCUGCCGCCCUAACUCCCCUUUUUCUUCUUUGAUCCUUUGUACUUUUUCCCCCGACUGAUCAUCUUUUUUCUUGUUCCCGCACACACCUCGUUUAUUCGCGACAAAAGCAAAA